AUGGGAGACAAAAUGCCUGAUAGCAUAACCAUCCAUCUUCCAUGUUAUUUAAAUUACAAAACUAUUUAUACAUACAUGGUAGAAGACCUUACACUGGCUGGAGAAACAGAGAGGAUUGCCUAUUCACAAUUCUGUAAAUUGAUGCAUACAGAUUUCAGUCAAGUUGUCAUUCCUAAGGUAAUGUAUUGUACACAGUACCACCACACAGUAAAAAACCCAGGGCCGGAACUACUUGUGAGUGUGCAAGGGGAGGGGGAAGGGGUCUCAAUUUUUUAGUUCACCCCCCCCCCAACCAGAUCCCUGAAAAAACUUUCAAAUGCUUAGUAUAACUGAAGUUAAAUACAAGUGAAAUGCCAAUUAAUGUAUUUGUGGGACUCAUGUAUGAUUUGAUAAAUUAAAUUAAGCAAGUAAAAUUGUCAAUUGCAAUAAUUCAUGUUUUAACAAGAUGCAACUGCACAAAUUUUAAAUAUGUUGUAAAGUCCAUUCUGCACAUCAGUUAUCAGCUCGUAGUUUAUAUUAAUUUACAAGCAUUAAGUAAACCAGAAAAGUGUUAGAUACAGGGGCCUAAGGGGUGGCACUUAAGACCUCUUUGAAUGGGAGGGGGUAUAAGUGAAUUUUGGUGAGUUAUUAAGUCAAAUUUUGCCGAGUUAUCAAUUAAGUCAAAUUUUGCCAAGUCACUACAUUAUCAUUAAUUAAUAUUUGUUUUCCCAAAAUUGUUAGUGAGAGGGGGCAUGCACAAUUACGAUUAGUGCAACAUCAAAAAAAUUUCCAGACAACAUAUUUCCAUGUCCAUCUACUUCACACUCCCCCUCUAGUGCCGGCCCUGGGUAGAUAUUUAUUAUUUUAGUAUAUUCAACUACAGAGGAUUUUACUUGUGAAGGGGAGAGUACUGUCACUCAAUGGGUUAAUUAUUAAGCCAUGAUCUGCCCAAGUUUAUUAUACAAUUUUUUGUCAAGCAGAUAAUUUGCACAUUCACUAAUUGUGUAAAUGAUUAACCCUAUAGAUUACAAGAUUAACCAAAUGUGACAUUUGUGUUGUUCUUAAAGAAGAAAAACAGAAAACUAUGGACAAAAUUGUUCGAAGUUAUUAUGACACAUUGUAUAAACAGCACAAUCAGCUUCAAAGGUAGUAUAUUAGUACGGUACCCGUAUUGUAAUUUGAACAAUGCUUUCCAUUCUACCCUAAUUUAUUUACUCUGUCUAAUGUCAGACACCAUUACUAUAAUCUACGACCAUUUGGAUUCAUAUUGUUAAAAAUUGUAUUUUUCAAUCAUUUGCUCAAAUAUAAAUAAUUUUUAACCUGGAAAAAAGGCUGAAUCUAACACUAAUAUCUAACUAACUCAACCUAAUUAUACUGGUAUAGAUCCAGGUAUGCAGGUACCAUGUCUGUCAAAUGUUUCGUAUUAUAAAAUUUUGAAUUUGUGAAAUACAAGAACGUCACAAAUUUUAAUAAAAAUUUCUGUCAGGAGUCUGGAAAUGAUCUUCUAAGGUUUGGAAUGUGCAAAACACUCUAGGGGAGCAUGCGCCCAAACUGCCUCAUCUUUUAGCCACACCCCCCUGUUAUACCCAUGAUAAACUACAACCAAAAUAAUAAACUACUACAUAAACAACUACCAUAAUAAUAAUUCAAAAUGUAUUUAUUUUAUUAAAUAUUUUAGAGAGGAGCGUGAAAAGUAUUAUGGUCACAGGACUAAGACAAAAGAGAACCUGGAUAAGUAUGUGUGUAUCAUAGUUGACGGGAUGGAUCAAAUGAAACUGAUGAUUCCAAAACUUUUACAUGUAAUGAAAGCAUAUUCCGGUGCAUGGAAGUUAAAAACUCACCUGACUGGAGUUCUAAAUCAUGGCAGAGAAACACUUGGCUAUUUUGAUCUUCAUCAAUGGCCACAUGACAGCAACUUAACUAUCAAUGUGUUGCUAAGAGUUCUGAUGAGAAUGGAUAAAUUGCCUGAUCGUCUGUAUCUCCAGAUGGACAACUGCUGGAGGGAAAAUAAAAACCAAUAUGUGAUCACAUUUCUUGCUGUUCUGGUACAUUUGGGUAUCUUUAAGAAGGUAGAUAUAUUGUAGAAUGUUCCCACUAUUGGAGAAGUUGGGGAUUUGAACGAUGGCUGGAGCUAGCUAGCUAUUAAUAAUAGUCCUUAGACCAUGAAAGUGCAUGAUUGAUAAUAGAGAAUUUGAUAUUAUCUCACUCAAUUCAAUAAUAGUUGAAGGGUGUUGUACAGGUAGAUGGAAAUUGUCGAGUGGAAAUUUAGGCCACAUAAAAAAUAGUUGGUUAGCAUCCUUGCCCGCCCACAAAAAAGGCCCCGCUCAGGAUUUUUUAUUUUAAAAAACCCAACUUUAAUUGACCAACAGGCUUUAAUAAUUUAGUAUUUCUGUAGUUAUAAUUAUGCUUAAAUGUAAGAUAUUAACUUCUAGAAUAUAAAGCGUGUGAAAAUGACGGUAUGAAUCAUAUUCUGAAAUAUAUAAAAAAGUUCAAGAAAAUCCAGUUUCGGACCUAAAUCCAAGACAUUAAAAAUUACAGUAGCACAGUAUAAAUUAAAAAAAAAAAACGCCAGCCCGCCCACUUUUUGGCAAAAGCUAGGACGCCAACCAACUAUUUUUUAUAUGGCCUAGCUUAUAUUCAUUUAUAAAUUAGACCUACAGUAACCAGGAACAGCUACGAAAAACUAUACGAUACUGACAAUUAAUUUAUACUCAUCUGAUCUUGGGGCGGGCUCUGGCACUCUAACAAUAAUCCAACCAAUUGCACAAUAUUUAUUGAUUUAUAUAGUUGUAUUGUUUUUUUUUUAAUAUAGAUUAAGGUUAACUUCCUGAUGAAAGGUCAUACGCAUGAAGACUGUGACCAGCUAUUCAGCAGAUAUGGUCUUAAACUUUCAAAUAAUGAUGUAGUAACUGUUGAAGGUAAGUUAAAUAAAACAUAUUUGCCCUCUAAUGUUUAUUUGUGCAAUAUACCAAUUAAGCCACAGAGCUUCCUUGUUGAGGAGUGAUAUUGUCUGGCGUUAGACAAGUAAAAAAUAAUAAGGGCGCAAUGGCGCAUUGCAGCUCAAUGGGUUGACUUGAGAUAUUGUCAGAUUUUUUGGUUAACUACUGUACUGUAGAGACAUUGUCAGAUUUAUUGGUUAACCCAUUAAGCCACAGAGAUUCCCCAUUCACAAGUAAAAUUGUUUGGCGUUAGACCAGUAAAACAAUCAGUAGGUCACACUUGGGUGUAUUGUGGCCCAGCGGGUUAAUGUUUAAUUAACAGCCUUUCUCACAUACCAUUGGGAACUGCUGCACCAUCAGCAAAGCAUUAAAGUUAUCAGGUGUAAAAAAGUGAGUACCAAUUGACAAUUUUAUGAUGGUCCUUUUUUAUUGUAGACUUGAUGUCUUUCUUUCGAACAUCAUUCACUCCCAACCCAGUACCAGAAUUACUUGAAGUCAUGUACAAUGUCAGAGACUGGUUGUCACCCAUAAACCCAGCUCUACACAACAUCUCCAACCCACAUGUCUUUGUCCUUGCAAAGAGUGAUACAGGCAGUGUUGUGCUCAAGUACAAGAACUGGAGCAGAGAUGAAACCUGGCUACCUAGCAAUGAUACAAACAAAGGACUUGAAAUUCUGAAGCCUGUAUGUGAUUAAAUUAAUAUUUACCUAAUUAAAGGUGAUCUACAGUCCGUAUGUAAACAAAGUCUUUGUUUACAUUUUUGUGUCCAAAAUAUUGAGCUUUAUUUGACAACUAUUUAUAUUUUCAAGCUUCCAGAGUAUAAUAAAUGAUCAAGAAACAACAAUCAGGCUUUUCAAGAACUCAAAACAUAGUUAAACUGUUUGUAUCAUAAAAGUGGGCUCAUUUGUGCACAUGCACAGAUCGGACUGUAGAUCACCUUAAAAAAUUCAAUAAUUCACGAGGAAAAUACAAAAGAAAUGAAUGUUUAAUCAAUGUUUGUAAAUCAGAUAAAGAUUUCUUCCUAAUUAGUGACUUUAUAUCUUUUUAAAAUAUAAAAUACAGUCACAUACAGUUUACUGAGUUAUAUAUUUAUAUUCAUUUGAAAUCAAUGUUAGCCUGCUGAUGUACAGGCAGCAGUCAGCAUCACCUAUGUCAUGUUAUAGUUGCUAAGAGUUCAUGUUCAUACCAAUGAAAUGUUAAUUGUGUAUUUUCUUUUUGAAGGAUACUCAAAUUCCAACUAAUUGUCCAAACUUGGUGGCCUCUUCACCGGAUGUUGUGGAUAUGGAUCGUCUAAAGAAAGACAUCCCCAAAUUCCUGAACAAUUCUCGUGUAGUCAGUUCUGAGAAAAAACAAUGGUGGGCUAAUUUCUUUGCCAACGUAAACUUCACAUACAGUAGCACUCCUGAUGAAAGCCGAAUGACAUGGUUGCUGGAUGAACUAAAAAUUAUUAAGUUUGGACGUGUUGUCAGCGAAAGGAAUGAUGAGGUUUCUAAUUCUGGGCACGUCGACCAAGACGAGUUGGCAAACAUGGAAACAUUACCACGAAAUGCCUCUAUCGAGGUCACAGAAAUGGUCGCAGCUCAACAUGAAAACAUCCCAGAGGUACAGUAAUGUUUUAAUUUGACAUAUAUUAAUUAAUUUAACAAAUUCAGAAAUGUGAAGUUUUAUAUAGUAAAAUUGUUUAAGUUAAAAUUACAUUUGUCAUCCCGUCAAAUCCUCACUCAUUGCAGCUAAUUUUUCCACAUGAUGAUCUUUGCACCGACUGUAUACAAUAUUACAGUGUUACAGUGAUUUGAAAUAGCUAGGUGAUUUCCAUUUUCCUUCAUGUUUUGCUCAUGAAUCAUUAAAGAGUUAAGAAGUUGAAUUUAAUUCUUAAUUACUCGACUAUUACUGGUAUUUUUGUGUUUCACUACAGCAUUAUGCAGUAAAUCUGAUGGGGGGUCAACCUCAAGUAUAUUGAUGCUUAUGCUGUACUGGAGUGAGAAAAUUGUGCUAGUCACACAUACAUGUAUCUGUUGUUGUUUUAAUUGGGAUUUAACUUUCAACACCACUGCUGUUUACCUCUCGUUGUCCUGGUGUGCAUGUAAUUUGUUAGCUCGGUGAACUAAAAUAUUGUUGGUGGCGGUAGUGGAAGUUGAAUCUUGUCCUUGCUAUGUGUUGUAUUGUAUUGUGUUGUAUAAUUGUAUUGUACUGUGCUUUGUGUUGUAUUGUGUUUUGUGUUGUAUUUUUUAAUUGACUGUAUUUAGCAAUUUUUAAAGGGCCCACAGUGUUUGUUGUAUUAGUGGCAAAGUUUAAAUUAAUAAAUGAAUUAAUAAAAUGUAUAUUUGUGUUUAUAUCUUUUUCUUUCGGGACAAUACAGGUACAUUUAAUGUAGCAUUUUCCUACAUAUUCAGUAAUAUGUUUUUGUGUUGUUAGGUUUACACUGGUCCUUACAAGAAGGCCUCAACUGUAGCAAAUGUUGAUAACGUUUGGGAUCAUGUUGAAGCAAGUUGUUUUGUUGCUGUGCAUUUAGAAGAUUAUAACAAACCUGUUAUUGGAAAAGUGAUAGAAAAAAUGGAAUCUUCUUUCAAGAUCCAUUAUUGGAAAGGAAGCGUCAACAAGACAUGGGUUCCUUGGUUUACAAGUAAGGAUGUCCCUUGGGUAGAUGUCUUGCCAAAAUAUUGCAUAUACCUGGCAGCAUUUGAAUUGGACAAUAAAAAUAAAUUAUAUACUGACACCAAACGCCAGAUGAAAGCAUUUUUAAAGAACAGACAGUAAGGAACCAGACAUUACUGUAAGAACUUUACUGUAUAUAUCUAUUUAGUAUAAUUUCAGUAUUGAAAAAUGGCCUUUGAGCAUUCUGAUAGGCUCCCUCAGCAGUAACUCUGAGACAAUAGUAAUUACUGCUCUGAGCAGUAACUAUUGCUUUUCCCCCCAAAAAUGCUGGAAAUCAGAUGAAAGUAAAUUAUACAUCUAUGCAAAUUAUAUUCAUAAAUAAACUUUUUCAAUACAGACAAUACUGAAAUGAUACUAAAACAAAAUUAUUCACCUCAGCCCGGAUUACAAGCCUAUACACAGAGAAAUCUGAGGGCCCAGAUGAUAUAAGUGACCUGUUAUGCAUUUGUUAACUUGUUAAAUGUCAGUUGUAUAUUUUAAUGGCUCGAAUGUGUGCACAUGACUGCACAAGACUCGGCAAUUAAGUUGCACUGUGCUCUAAUGUGCCCUACUUUGAGUACUUUCCCAUUUUUCUUUGUCUAAUAUAUGCCAGACAAUUUCACUCAUUAGUGGAAGAGCAUAUUUGCUGUACUGGCAUGUGCAAGAUAGAUUAAAAUAAGAAAUUCCUUGCUCAAAAGUUUACUUUGUACAACUUAAUUAAAAUGUGGUUAAUAUAUGUCACUCAUGGCCAUGUAUAAUAUGGGGAAAUUUUUAUAGCCAUGAAGCUUCUAUUAAAAGUUUACUGUUUGUAUUUGCACGUCAGGAUGAAAAUCGGCAUGCAUUGUACAGAUAUUAAUUAGAAAACACUCUUGCACUUCCUCAGUAAUAUACAGUAGUAUUUUGAGCACUGUAAAAUCACUUUGUGUUCUAUGAGUAUCAGCAAUAUAAAUCAGGUUAUUUAAAUUAGCCUUUCUCACGAAGGCCAAAUAUUUCGCCAUUUUUGGGGUACUUUUUUUGAAAACGACGUGAAAAGUCUAUUAAGCGAUGUGAAAACAUUUCAAAUAUUUUACUGUAAAUUAAGUUAUAAUGAUUAUACUCACAAUUAUAGUUAUACAAAUCCUUUAUAUUCACUGCGUACAAUCACAGAUGGUGAAAAGUAUAAAUCUUUGAACUAAAAACUCUGUGUUUGAACUAUUGUACGGUAAAUUAAGUUAUAAUGAUUAUACUCACAAUUAUAGUUAUACAAAUCCCUUUAUAUUCACUGCGUACAAUCACAGAUGGUGAAAAGUAUAAAUCUUUGAACUAAAAAAGGUGUUUGAACUAUUGUACGUGAUAUGUACGUCAUGUUACACUGAUCAUGAUAAAACCAUUUCUCAAUCCGAACUACGAGCAUUUCCGAACUUGUAGCGACCUUUUUCCGCCAUUUUUUGUGUUGACAUUUUUAACACUGGAAAGAAGUAAAUAAGCCAUGUGUUUCUGUCUGUUUUCUACGAGAUAAAGUUGUUCAUGUUAUAAUUAUUUAAGGAACUCACAUAAGGACUAUAGUAAGUGUAAAUUAAAGGUUUUGGAUUAUAUUUCUCUUUAUUUCCUUUCAAUAAUCAAUAGGAGUAUAUAAAAGUAUAUAAACUCUUGUAUUAUUAUAAAUGUACAUGUAUUUAUCUGCUAAAUAUGUAAAUUUUGUAUUACAGUAUAUAUUGCAGGUAGUCGAACCUGUAUUCCAAUAUACUCGUUCAAAAAUAUAACUUCUUUGUGUGAUGAUAUUUUAAUGCAAAGAUAUUGUGUGUGAAACAGUUACUCAAUGUACCAUCCAACUUUACUGUCUAAUGCAUGGAUCAAUUCCUGCGGUUACCAUGCCCCCCCCCUUCCCCGGCCAAUAGCCCCGGGAUUUGUAUUUUUUUUGCAAGAAUGUAGUAAAUUCCCCACCCCCGGGACUUUAAAACUUGAAAACCAAUGAAUGACACUGAAGAUGAAGAUGAUUUUGUCAUUUCGAUAAAUUGAAACGUUCACAUAGAUCGAAACAUUCACAUAGAUCGAAACAUUGACAUGGUUUCGAUAAAUCGAAACAUUGACAUGGUUUCGAUAGAUCGAAACAUUGACCUUGUUUCGAUAGAUCGAAACAUUGACAUGGUUUCGAUAAAUCGAAACAUUGACCUGGUUUCGAUAGAUCGAAACAUUGACAUGGUUUCGAUAAAUCGAGACAUUGACAAGGUUUCGAUAAAUCAAAACAUUGGUUGAACAUUGACAUGGUUUUGAUAAAUCGAAACAUUGACAUGGUUUCGAUAAAUCGAAAAAUUGACAUGGUUUCGAAACAUUGACAUGGUUUCGAUAAAUCGAAACAUUGACAUGGUUUUGACAAACUGAAACACCAACAUGGUUUUCGAUAAAUCGAACAAUGACAUGGUUUUCGAUAAAUCGAAACAUCAACCUGUUUUCGAUGAAUCGACCUACUCCAACACAUAUAUUUCACUGUUAGCUGUCAUGCUACUUUUGUAUUAUUUUAUCCUUUUUAGAACAGUCAAUUAAAUGUAUUGUUAAUUUUAGUUAAAUUUGAUUGUUUUGGCAAGAGAUGAAAAUUUGCAUUCUUUUCUUCACCCAAAAGAUGUUGUUUAGCACCAAUAUUGGUGUAUUUUUUAGUUUUGUGCAAAUUUGGUUAAAAAUACGAAAUUACGCACGAUUUUUGAGUAAAGAGAAUAUUGGACCCUAUAGUAGAACGUGUUUCAAACGCAACCUGCUGAGCACAACGCGCUGAGUUUCAGCUCGAUUGGUUCAAUAGUUCGUGAGAUAUGACAAAAUGUUGGAAAAAACUUAUUUUUGCACAUUGCAGCAAAUAGUGCUAUUCGGUCAAACGCAACCUGCUGAGCACAACGCGCUGAGUUUCAGCUCGAUUGGUUCAAUAGUUCGUGAGAUAUGACAAAAUGUUGGAAAAAACUUAUUUUUGCACAUUGCUGCAAAUAGUGCUAUUCGGUCAAACGCAACCUGCUGAGCACAACGCGCUGAGUUUCAGCUCGAUUGGUUCAAUAGUUCGUGAGAUAUGACAAAAUGUUGGAAAAAACUUAUUUUUGCACAUUGCACAAAUAGUGCUAUUCGGUCAAACGCAACCUGCUGAGCACAACGCGCUGAGUUUCAGCUCGAUUGGUUCAAUAGUUCGUGAGAUAUGACAAAAUGUUGGAAAAAACUUAUUUUUGCACAUUGCAGCAAAUAGUGCUAUUCCGUCAAACGCAACCUGCUGAGCACAACGCGCUGAGUUUCAGCUCGAUUGGUUCAAUAGUUCGUGAGAUAUGACAAAAUGUUGGAAAAAACUUAUUUUUGCACAUUGCAGCAAAUAGUGCUAUUCGGUUAAACGAAAACUGCUGAGCACAACGCGUUGAGUUUCAGCUCGAUUGGUUCAAUAGUUCGUGAGAUAUGACAAAAUGUUGGAAAAAACUUAUUUUUGCACAUUGCAGCAAAUAGUGCUAUUCGGUCAAACGCAACCUGCUGAGCACAACGCGCUGAGUUUUAGCUCGAUUAGUUCAAUAGUUCGUGAGAUAUGACAAAAUGUUGGAAAAAACUUAUUUUUGCACAUUGCAGCAAAUAGUGUUAUUCGGUCAAACGCUUAACUGCUGAGCACAACGCGCUGAGUUUCAGCUCGAUUGGUUCAAUAGUUCGUGAGAUAUGACAAAAUGUUGGAAAAAACUUAUUUUUGCACAUUGCAGCAAAUAGUGCUAUUCGGUCAAACGCUACCUGCUGAGCACAACGCGCUGAGUUUCAGCUCGAUUGGUUCAAUAGUUCGUGAGAUAUGACAAAAUGUUGGAAAAAACUUAUUUUUGCACAUUGCAGCAAAUAGUGCUAUUCGGUCAAAGGCAACCUGCUGAGCACAACGCGCUAGUUUCAGCUCCGUUGGUUCAAUAGUUCGUGAGAUAUGGACAAAAUGUUGGAAAAAACUUAUUUUUGCACAUUGCAGCAAAUAGUGCUAUUCGGUCAAACGCAACCUGCUGAGCACAACGCGCUGAGUUUCAGCUCGAUUGGUUCAAUAGUUCGUGAGAUAUGACAAAAUGUUGGAAAAAAACUUAUUUUUGCACAUUGCAGCAAAUAGUGCUAUUCGGUCAAAUGCAACCUGCUGAGCACAACGCGUUGAGUUUCAGCUCGAUUGGUUCAAUAGUUCUUGAGAUAUGACAAAAUGUUGGAAAAAACUUAUUUUUGCACAUUGCAGCAAAUAGUGCUAUUCGGUCAAACGCAACCUGUUGAGAACAACGCGCUGAGUUUCAGCUCGAUUGGUUCAAUAGUUCGUGAGAUAUGACAAAAUGUUGGAAAAAACUUAUUUUUGCACAUUGCAGCAUAUAGUGCUAUUCGGUCAAAUGCAACCUGCUGAAGACAACGCGCUGAGUUUCAGCUCGAUUGGUUCAAUAGUUCGUGAGAUAUGACAAAAUGUUGGAAAAAACUUAUUUUUGCUCAUUGCAGCAAAUAGUGCUAUUCG
Molecule: messenger RNA, 10005 nt
Organism: Paramuricea clavata
Lineage: Eukaryota; Metazoa; Cnidaria; Anthozoa; Malacalcyonacea; Plexauridae
Source: the annotation of a GenBank genome assembly